AUGGAAAAACGCCGUCGCGCACGAAUCAAUAAAAGCCUCAACGAGCUAAAGUCAGUCCUCAUGGAAUCCAUGAAACACGAUGUUCCGGCUCAUUCAAAAUGGGAGAAAGCCGACGUUUUGGAAAUGACUGUGCAAUACAUGCAGAUUUUGAGGAAUCAGCAGAAAGCACUAAGAACGGAUCCGUUGUCGGUUGGUCAAUUUAUUGCUGGCUUCGCAGACUGCAUUCGUCAGGUUCAGCAGUACCCGCAGCUAGAGACGAGCAUUGGCUCUGAAGGUUAUCACAAGUUGAUCGAACAUCUGGCCACGUACUUGAAGUACUUCAGCGACGAUGCGAGCAGAUUUCUGCAGAGUCAAAUCGAGCGAAGCCCUGCUCCCUCCAAGCCUCUUCUGUCGUCCUCCAGUGUCUCGCCAAUAACAGACGGUUCUCCAUUUGUGCCGAACUUCAGUGACAGUGACGACGUUCUGUGUCUUUCCCAGACAUCGCUUUAUCCUUUGCCUUACCCGCUCCUCGCGCCGUGCAGCAUGACUCAGCCUGAAUGUUUCAGUAACUCAUCAGCUGCGGAGUUUCCAAGGGCGAAGUGCAGGAAAGUCGCAACGCAGGAAAACUUGACCUUAUGGAGACCAUGGUGA
This is a messenger RNA of Soboliphyme baturini, 630 nucleotides long. Lineage: Eukaryota; Metazoa; Nematoda; Enoplea; Dioctophymatida; Soboliphymatidae. The record is from the annotation of a GenBank genome assembly.